Molecule: messenger RNA, 1261 nt
Organism: Mytilus californianus (California mussel)
Lineage: Eukaryota; Metazoa; Mollusca; Bivalvia; Mytilida; Mytilidae
Product: forkhead box protein L2-like
Exons: 2
Coding region: 39-1046 (335 amino acids)
Biological process (GO): anatomical structure morphogenesis; cell differentiation; regulation of transcription by RNA polymerase II
Molecular function (GO): DNA-binding transcription factor activity, RNA polymerase II-specific; RNA polymerase II cis-regulatory region sequence-specific DNA binding
Source: RefSeq, a predicted model, not a curated record
ACGAGCGUGUUUGGUAAAUUCUAAUAUUAUAUUACAAAAUGGAAAAUAUGAAAAUAAAACAAAAUUUAGAUGACAGCUUGACGGAAUCUGACUUGGAUUUUAAAUUAAGACUUUACCGCUCUGCAAAAUCCCAGUUUAAUGAAAACUUUAUGGACUCGAAAAUGUGGAAACCUACAAUUCCUGAACAUGUUAAAUUUAGCGGAAAAUGUGGAAUAGCUGCAAGAAUGGAGAAUAGCACCAAACAGAAUGACAAUAAAUCUACUUUCGAAGAUAAGAAGCAAAAUAUACCGAAAGAAGAGACAAAGGAAUCUGUGAAUAAACCGCUGAAAAAAACUGAAGAAUUUUCGGACCCAGAUGUCAAACCACCAUAUUCUUAUGUUGCUCUUAUUGCAAUGGCAAUUAAAGAAUGCGAUGAUAAAAGAUUAACCCUUAGUGGAAUUUAUCAAUAUAUCAUGAAGAAAUUUCCCUAUUAUGAAAAAAACAAGAAAGGAUGGCAAAAUAGCAUUCGUCACAAUCUCAGCCUUAAUGAAUGUUUUGUAAAAGUUCCAAGAGAAGGUGGAGGAGAACGCAAAGGAAAUUAUUGGACUUUAGACCCUGCAUUUGAAGAUAUGUUUGAAAAGGGAAAUUACCGACGUCGACGAAGGAUGCGUCGACCAUAUCGAGCAUCGAUAUCUCUACCAAAGCCAUUAUUUGUGGACGGACACUGCUCUCCAUACAACCAAUUUUCUUUAACCAAACCGUAUUUUUCACCGCCAGCAUAUUCUCAGUAUUCACAAUAUUCGCCUUGGUCUCUGGCUCCAAGUUCUGGAUCUCCAAUGUCGCAAAUAAACAGUUAUAACAGUUGCAACCAGUCCCGUGUUCCACCACCGGGUCCCAGUUUGGCGGCCUGUAGUUAUAGCGCAAUGCAAUCAGCCAUGCAAAUGAACAAUCCUGGACCAACAUUUCCCCAGUUUAACGACUACAGUUCGAUGGGCUCUAGUUCAUUUCCUUUUCCUUACAGACAACAGGGAGAGGCGGUGCAUUAUACCUACUGGAGCGAGAGGUAAAUGGUUGCCACACAGUUGUAGAGCUGUAUUAUCACACCUGAUUGUUGUGUCACGAUUCUGUGCCAGAGAGUAACAUUCUCCAUCACAGACACUGAACAUUGUACGAUUCGUUUCAAAUUUAUGGAGCCUACAAGGGAAAAUUACAAUUGAAUUUUAUUCAUAUUUUAAUAUAUUAUAUUUAUUGUUAUUUUUCUGAUUAAAGGCAAUUUCUUACU